This is a messenger RNA of Aspergillus costaricaensis CBS 115574, 1831 nucleotides long. RefSeq names its product MFS transporter. The transcript has 4 exons. Gene Ontology annotation, molecular function: transmembrane transporter activity. NCBI's taxonomy places the organism in Eukaryota, Fungi, Ascomycota, Eurotiomycetes, Eurotiales, Aspergillaceae. Bases 113 to 1831 code for a protein of 572 amino acids. Gene Ontology annotation, biological process: transmembrane transport. The record is from RefSeq and is a predicted model, not a curated record. Gene Ontology annotation, cellular component: membrane.
GCUAUAUAAUAGAUUAGGAGGUUUAUAUCAGCUGUAUCGGCUGUACUCGCUCCAGCUGUGGAGAGAUCUUCCCCCUCUGGGUCACGGACCGAAUUCUAAUUGACGCCACGAAAUGUCCUCAGCCAAAAUUCCUUCUUCAGAUCCCCCGGCAGGCCCAGGGGAUAGCAAAGAGGGGCCCACCUCCACAUAUGCACAAUCAUACGCAGUAUCAGGCUCAUCCGAGGACACUAUCGAUCAAGUGGAUGACCUGGCGCACAUUCCCACGCGCGCCUCUCGAGCCUCGAUACCAUCUCUAGCCCAAAGAGUCACAUCUAUAGGGACGACUGGCACAUCUGACCCGAACUAUGAAGUUGAUUGGGACGAUGAGUUCGACACUAAUAACCCGAAGAACUGGCCCUUCCCCUACAAAGCUAUGGGAAUCGCUAUUCUAUCAUACAACACCUUGAUUAUCGUAUUAUACUCAACAUCGUACACAUCCGGAGAGUCGCAGAUUGCAGCUGAAUUUGGGGCCUCCACCACCAUCGUUACGUUGGGAUUGACUCUGUACCUCAUCGGUCUGGCUGUGGGAUCCAUGUUUAUGGCGCCACUAAGCGAAUUGUACGGCCGAAAGCCAGUCUGCAUAGCCUGCUUGUUUAUCUUCACAGUAUUGAUCAUACCUUGCGCGCUCGCCAAAAACCUUGCGACUCUGCUGGUUGUGCGCUUCAUCGCAGCGUUGUUCGGAAGUGUAAUGAUUUCCACUGCGCCGGGGAUGGUUGCGGACAUAGUCGAAGAUGACCAGCGCGCGCUGGCAAUGUCGGUUUGGAGUCUCGGGCCCGUGAACGGACCAGUCCUCGGACCCAUUAUCGGAGGUUUCGUCACCCAGUACCUGGGCUGGCGGUGGAUGGAUUGGAUCGCUCUGAUAUUGUCUGGAGUCGCGUUGGUCUUUUCAUGUAUCAUGAAGGAGACUUAUGGCCCCAUAAUCCUGCAAAAGAAAGCCGCCCGCAUGAGGAAAGAAACGGGCGACUCACGAUGGUGGUGUCGAUACGAACAGAAGGCCAGUCUGAGUGAACUGCUCAAGAUAAAUCUCGGCCGUCCGUUUGUCAUGGCAGUCACUGAGCCUAUUUGUAUAUUCUGGAAUAUUUACAUUGCCAUCGUGUAUGGCAUCCUCUAUCUCUGCUUCACAGCCUACCCUAUCGUUUUCCGGGAUAUUCGCGGUUGGUCACUUGGUCUCUCCGGCCUCGCAUUCCUGGGUAUCGGAACUGGAUGCGUGAUUACCAUCUCCAGCGAACCCUUGAUCCGCCGCUUGAUCAACAGUCAUAAGCCGGACCCCGAAACAGGCAAACCACCCCCGGAAGCAAUGGUGGCCUUUGUAUGUAUCUGCGCGCUCCUGAUUCCCGCUGGAGAAUUGUGGUUCGCCUGGACCUGUUCGCCCGCCUCGAUUCCUUGGAUUGUACCGAUUCUCGCAGGUGUACUCUUCGGCACGGGCAACACGGGCGUUUUUAUCUACGCGACCAAUUACUUGGCUGGUAGUUACGGAGUAUAUGCAGCAUCCGCGCUGGCAGGUAAUUCCGUGAUCCGCAGUAUCUUGGGAGGUGUCUUGCCACUUGUUGGAACGUAUAUGUAUGCCGGUAUUGGUCCUAACUGGUCUGGGACCCUUUUGGGCUUGCUCGAGGUGGCUAUCGUCCCGAUCCCAUUUAUUUUCUACAAGUAUGGCUACAAGAUCCGGGAGAAGAGCGUGCUCAUCCGGCGGAUGCAGGAGGAUAAGCGGCGAUUGGCAGGAAAGCGCCAACACCAUACACAGCAGGUGGAGAAUCUUGAGAAAAUCGAGGAGAAGGAAACGAUGGAGGUAUGA